AUGGCCCCGGUAUGGCGCUGCCGGUGGGCGCUGCUGGUGGCCUGGCUGCCGGCAGCUUGUCUCUCCCUCCUGGUGACGGUGCAGGAUGCUGAACGUUAUACCACCUUAUUUGCCAGUAUCAUCCUCAAGUGUGACUACAGCACCUCAGCUCAGCUGCAGGAUGUGGUGGUGACUUGGCGUUUCAAAUCCUUCUGCAAGGAUCCCAUCUUUGACUACUACUCAGCCUCAUACCAGGCUGGUUUAACUCUUGGCCAGGACCCAUCCAAUGACUGCAAUGACAGCCAGCGGAAGGUGCGCAUUGUCAUCCAGAAAUAUGGACAGAAGGAGCCCAUACUGGGUGUCGACUACCAGCAGCGAAAAAUCACCAUUCAGAACCGAGCAGAUCUUGUCAUCACUGAGGUCAUGUGGUGGGACCAUGGCGUGUACUACUGCACUGUGGAAGCACCAGGAGAUACCUCAGGCGAUGCCGACAAAGAAGUUAAGCUGAUUGUUCUCCACUGGCUCACAGUACUCCUCAUCAUUCUCGGUGGCCUCCUUCUCCUUCUGUUGAUUGGAGUAUGCUGGUGCCAGUGCUGCCCCCAGUAUUGCUGCUGCCACAUCCCAUGUGUCUGCUGCCCAAAACGGUGCUGCUGUAAUGAGGAAGUACUGGAACGGCAUCGGUUCAUGAAGCAAGCUCAGGCACUUGCACCUUGGCUGUCACCCAACAUGUUCUACAGAGGUAGCGACAGGAACUCACAACUUUCCUCUUACCAGCUGAACCCUCUACUGCAAAAAGAUGUGUCUCUGCAGAACAGUCUUCCACUGGUGCAGCCACAAGCUCAGCUUUCCCCGAACAAGGGUGUUUUGGAUUACUUGGAGUCUGAAAUCCAAAACAUGAACAUGUCACAACUCCGGCCAUCUUCCCACCAGCAACAGGCUGUGCAGCCGAGCUUGCUGUCGUCCCUGAGCUCAGAAAUCAUGCCACCUCCUCUCACUGAUCACAUCUCCUCCAUCCAUGGAAGCAGCAACUCUUCACAGCCACAGAGAGCUGCCCGCAACCCCAGGCCCCGGGACUUUGCAGCAGAGGACAGGAGGGAGAACCGGAGGUGGCCCUUGCCUUCCAGUGGGGAUUCUCAUUCCAGCUACAGCCGGGAUCCCUGGGACAGGCAGCGGGAAGACCAUACUCAGAGGCAGAGGACAGAUGGCUACAAGGGCAGGCCCCAGCACUCUAGACGGGAUGUAUCACCCCCACGCCAGGCUGAGAGGGGCAAGAGCAGCAGCAGCAGUGGCAGUUUCUAUCCAGAAGAGGCCAAGGAACGCUCCAACCACCAUCGUGGUUGGAGACAGGAGCCUGCAGAGAGGCAAGAAUACCAGCACCAUACCAGGAGGAGCAAUCACUCAGGUCAGAUGCAGCACAGCUACUCUCCCCCUUCUCGCCGGGGCUCAUGGAGCUCCUCAGAAGGGCAAGUUCGUCUCCCAGCAACAAACCGCAAGCGGCGGCACCGGUCUCGGGAAUGGCCGGAAGAUAAACCCCCCAGUUACCGCUCCUUAGAGAUCAUCCCAGGUCCGGACAAGAAGCACAAAGGCCGUGCAGAGCCGCGCUCGGACAGAGGAAGUUCCCACAGUGGAAGAAGUAUAGUCAUUUAA
Indicator indicator is the source of this 1626-nucleotide messenger RNA. RefSeq names its product immunoglobulin like domain containing receptor 1 (gene ILDR1). Lineage: Eukaryota; Metazoa; Chordata; Aves; Piciformes; Indicatoridae. The record is from RefSeq and is a predicted model, not a curated record. The coding region runs from base 1 to 1626 and encodes 541 amino acids. Gene Ontology annotation, cellular component: plasma membrane. The transcript has 8 exons. Gene Ontology annotation, molecular function: high-density lipoprotein particle receptor activity.